AUGGCUAACAAUCAAUUAUUUGUUUCAGUUGUAGAUCCAGGCGUAGUAAAAACUGGCGCAUAUAAAUAUGAGGAUGGGACGAGAUACGUUGGUGAGUGGAAUUCAAAGGGACAGAAGCAUGGUAUGGGACACUUAGUGCUUCCAGAUGGGACGCGAUAUGACGGAGCAAUGAUUAAUGGAUUGUGUUCAGGACUUGGUGUAAUGGCAUUUCCAGAUGGAGCCAAGUAUGAAGGCGAGUUCAUGCAGGGUUGGUUUCAUGGUCACGGUGUAUUCUGGAGAGCUGAUGGGAUGAAGUACGAGGGGGAGUUCCGUGGCGGAAGAGUUUGGGGUUUGGGUCUCGUGACAUUCAGCGACGGAAGUAAUGGGUUUCCGCGAAAUGAGGGUUUCUUCCAGGACUGCAAGCUGCUUCGACGCAAACGGUGCCCUGAAGUUGUUCAGAGGGGGCAGAAGGUAGCUUAUAUGGCUAGAGCGCAGUGCCAACAAAUGUAAUUUA
Molecule: messenger RNA, 493 nt
Organism: Achroia grisella
Lineage: Eukaryota; Metazoa; Arthropoda; Insecta; Lepidoptera; Pyralidae
Gene: rtp
Product: MORN repeat-containing protein 4 homolog
Exons: 3
Coding region: 1-489 (162 amino acids)
Source: RefSeq, a predicted model, not a curated record